AGGGAAUCUGCUUGGAGUUCGGUGUGUCGUCACAUCAAUACCGUGCUCAGACUAUCAGGCCGUGCUUUUUGGAUCUUCCCCAACGUACAGACUGCUUCUUCUUCCCGUCUUGGAGCAUUAGGUGGAGGAGGCGUGGUGGUGCGAUAACAGAGAUCUAGUAUGGAGGAGUCAUCAAACCACAAGCCAGCUACUACCACUCCACUCAAUGGCAUAACGGUCUCCAUCACCGACUACAACCAAACUAAUGGUUACCAACGCCCCACCGACAAGACUCUUAUUCCGGAAUAUUGGAAAACCUUGUGGAGUUACGUCUAUCUCAACAUUGUGGUGUUCACCAUGUGCUAUGCUACUGUCGUCACACACCGGGAAGCACCCGAUCGUCACAUACACCCGCCCCUCCCCGACCGAUUUAUGGACAAUUUGCCUAAUAUUACCUGGGGGACAAAGGGCGCUGAGGUCUGCAUUAUGGUGCUAGCUUUCGUCAUGUUCGGCCUAUUGGUCUUUCAUAAACAUAGGACUAUUGUCUUCCGGAGAUUUUGCAUAAUCUUGGCGACUGUUUACAUCAUGCGUAUAUCAACGAUGUUAAGUACAGCACUCCCGGUGCUACCGCCACCGAGUGAAUGCACCACACAGCCUACAGACUCCUUUUAUGAGAGGCUUGUGCUCACCUUUUCUUUAUGGAUGAAAUCUGGCUCGCGUUUAAAUGGUAUUAAAAUGUGCGGAGACUACAUGUUUAGUGGACAUAUAACAUCUUUAACACUCGGCAAUCUAAUAAUUAUUGAAUACUCCCCGAGUAAUUUCUUCAUUUUGCGUUGUUUUACAGUCGUCGUCAACGUCGUGGGGUCCUACAUCCUAAUCGUUGGCAGGGGACACUACACGGUAGACGUCAUCAUCGCUGUCAUUCUCGUUUUCGUCGUCUUUCAAUAUUAUCACACACUCACUAGCCUCUACGUCUUUACAAAUAGCAGCAAUAAACUCCGCUGGUUUCCUUUCCUUUGGUAUUUCGAGCGUAACGUGUGCUGCACCGUACCAAACGAGUUCGAGAUACCCCGUCUUUCACACUUCUUUACAAGGGGGAAAUAAAAACUAUCAAACAUUAUCAAAUAUACAUCUAUGGAAUAUCAAUUUAAACUUUGUUUUAGUGCCUUGAUCAAGUUGAUGGUUCUGUUCCAGUCUUUUAGUUAUGAGGAUUGUUUUAUACUUGACAACAAUCUAUGAACACCAAAAUGAGACGCCUCAUACUUUUAAAUUGGUGGAAUGGAGGAUGACUGGUCAAAACUGAAGGUAAAGAGGCUGAUGUGCUGGGGGCGCCGAGUUCCUCAAAAUUAUAUUCUGUCGCCUAGCCUUGACGUCGCCAUCUUGAUUUUUUUUUCAUUACAACUCUAUACCAAGAUGGAGACCAUAUCCAAUGUUGUAUUCACAGAAUAUUCAGUCCAACAUAACGGCUGAAUGGCACCCCCACACAAUCACCCUCGCGCACACAACUCGUUGCAUUGACGAGCUUCAAACAUGCGCGUAUUUGUGUAUGCGUAGCUAUUGAAACUAAAAACAAGGCGGGACGUCUACAUUUGGUCCACUAUCGUAUCGUAGGGUGGCCAUAGGGUGAUCAUAUCCUGCUAAUGGUACGAACACCAUAGCGUGGCGUACAAAGAUCAUACGAUUUUCCUAUGGAUUCACGAUCAUCGUACGGUCUACAGUUUUGUUAACUGCGGAGUUAUAUAUAUUUUCCCCCUCAAAAUCACUGGAUCGUAGCCCUUAAAUAAACCGAAGAGGUAUCGUACGAUCAAUGCUGGGACAUCGUAAAAUAAAUGGGCAUUGCACGAUCAACGCAAUGGCAUGGAAUAUUGUACGGGAAUCGUACGAUCAGCGCAUUGGACAUGGUACGAUUUCUGUUUGUAUGGUUCGUGUCUUUUGCCCUCUACGUUGCAAAAGACAA
This is a messenger RNA of Lytechinus variegatus (green sea urchin), 1936 nucleotides long. Its product is annotated as sphingomyelin synthase-related protein 1-like. The record is from RefSeq and is a predicted model, not a curated record. Gene Ontology annotation, cellular component: endoplasmic reticulum membrane; Golgi membrane. Gene Ontology annotation, molecular function: sphingomyelin synthase activity; ceramide cholinephosphotransferase activity. Gene Ontology annotation, biological process: ceramide biosynthetic process. The transcript has 5 exons. The coding region runs from base 160 to 1083 and encodes 307 amino acids. Lineage: Eukaryota; Metazoa; Echinodermata; Echinoidea; Temnopleuroida; Toxopneustidae.